This is a messenger RNA of Drosophila subobscura, 3241 nucleotides long. RefSeq lists its product as uncharacterized. Lineage: Eukaryota; Metazoa; Arthropoda; Insecta; Diptera; Drosophilidae. The coding region runs from base 130 to 3003 and encodes 957 amino acids. The transcript has 2 exons. The record is from RefSeq and is a predicted model, not a curated record.
CCCUGAACAUAUAAUUUUAUCGGAUCAAUUAACCAAUUUCAAUGUCAAAAUAUCAAUUUUGUUACAAAUUUCAUUGAAUAUUUGUUUAUUUGCACUAAAUUGUUUGUGGAAAGAAAGCUUCUUGUUAAAAUGGAUCGCUUUACAAAGCAACGGGAAUUGCCCGUUCCCAUGCUGCUGGACAGAGACUGCCUGCGCCAAGUUAUUGCCACCUACAUGGACAAACUGUCGCAGAAUCAUCCACAGGCAACAAUGGGCAUGGGCACACCUUCCCCUUGCUUUCAGAGGGAGUUUUCUAUGCUGUGGUACUUGGACAACUUCUUUGACGAAAUAAAGCACUGCUUCGUUGAGUGUAAAGCUAAGAUUAGCCCCGAAGCAGAGGCCUACGCAGCGUGCUGCAAGAGCAGACAACAAAUGGAACCUCAAAUCAAAGCGCAGAGUGACGCCAUAGUGAACAUAGAAGAGGACUCGGAAGUCCGCGAGCGUCGUCCGUUCCGUUUUAAACCAAAGUGGAGGAUCGAGCACCAACAAAGACUUAAUAAGGAUCAGAGAGACAUAGAGGGACUUCGGCGAAGCCAGAAACUGAAGAGUGAAGCCGCGAAAGGUGUCCAUGCUUCUGGUCCUUAUCGUGAUCCAACGCCCGAGCCGCCGGCAAUGCAGGAGCCGGAAGAGAACCAAGAGAAGAACGAAUCAUAUGAAAAGAACUUGAUGAAUAUGUUUCCCCAUAACAAAUCGACUGCCUCGAUACAUACGCCCUUUGGAAAAUACAUUGAAAGCGGAAAAACCAAAGAGGAGUCGCAUGAAGCCCACGAUAUAUUCGAUAAGAUGCUUAAAAGUGCGGCUGCUGUGGUGUCAGAGCACCACCCGUCGCUCAAGAGCACCCACACGUUGAUCACCGCCAAGGAUGUGACGAAACUCAAGGAGCGUCGACCGCCACAUGUGCCACAAAAGGGACACAAAGACCAGGCGAUGAUGCCGCAGGGGAGGAGCUCGUACACAAAACCCUUAAAGGAAAUGCUGCAAGGCAAAACCUUUUCAGAGAAGGUUCCUCUGCUAAAGAGCUCGCACCGAAUGCACUUGGGAAAGGAUGAGGAUUCCAAGAGCAGGCCAAGAAGAGACUUAAGACUUCAGAAAAGAGCUUCAGGGAGCGCCAAGAAUGAGGAUAGCUCCGAACAGGCAGCGUCAGGACUGAAGACAAAACCUGCAGGUAGCCCCAAACAUGAACGGGACUCCAAUCGGAAGCGAACGACGGGGAGUCAGCGUCAAAUAGGACCCAAGAAGAGAUCUAAAUAUAGCCCAAAAUAUGAACUGCAAACCCGAGAAGGGAGGAACAGUGUCGACAGCUUUGCCAGCGUCAAUCUGGAGACCUUCAUCCAGGAAAGACAGAAAGCCAACGCCGACAGAGAGAGGUCCCUCAAGCAUCGGGAGAAGAAAGUCAACAUAACAGGGCCAAAGUUUUCGAAAACCUUCGGUAAAAUGCUAAAGGGCAAGGCAGCCGCCAUACCAGAGCUCCACCCGGCGCUGAAGAGCUUCCACCACAUGCCCACAGCCAUUGAUGAGGAAUCGACUCCACCCACGCGAGCACAUCGCUCGAAACACGGAAAAAUCAUUUCAGGGAUACCCGCACACAUUCACGCAGCCAAGCGCAUGCCCGCACACGCACACAAGAGUCGCCGGAGACCCAUGGAGGCCAGUUCGGAUGUGAGCUCGAUUGCCUCGAUCCUAAAACCGCCAUCUGAAUUUGAGGAUAAACCCCAUCAAAUCAAAGGACUGCCCGACAACAAAACCUGGUAUAAGCCCAUCAGAACGAAAUUCAAGUCUUCGGGGAAUAUACCUCGUCUGGGCAGGCAAAGGUUCGCUGACUACGUGCCGGAAAAACUCAUACCCUACGCCUCCCACAUUGACGCUGAUGUCUUUCAUAAUUUGUAUGUGGGUGAGGAGGGGCCACAGCCGACAGAGGAAAACACACAAAUAAAAAACUUUUCGUUUUACAUCAAGAACUCCAAGCCGGAUCGUAAAAUAAUGAGAAGAGAGGGCUCGAAGCACUCCAUUGGCUACCUGUCGCCCACGAGAAGUCUCCUCAGCCGUGCCAGUUGGCUGAGCAGGAAGAGCUCUCACAGUUACACAGAAAAAGGAUCAGUGAUCAGCCUAAUGGAUAUGGCCAAGGCUGUGCUGCCCGAACAGAAAAAAGAAGUGAAGGAGGAUGAAGUGUUCGAUGAAUUAGACUUUGUGUUCGGAAACAUGCCAGACCCUUUCCUUACCGAGGUGAACACACCCUCGCCCAUGCUAUCUGUGACCACAUCCAGGCGGCACAGCAAAGUUGUGCACCGUACGGAAAACACCAGUGAGGAACGGGCCAUGCUGGAGGCGAAAAUCAAGAAGCUCAUGGAACACUGUGCCAUUCGGCAGAUCCAUCAACCCAAGGCGAAGCGUAAUUUUGUGGCCGAGGCCAUUCACCGCACCUACCUUCCACCGCCACACAAACACAAGAAACCUGAUCCCAGCACAGCGAAGCAGCGGCCCAGAGACAAGUUCCCCAUCACUGUGGAGCUGCUGAGAGUGCCCAGGGCCAUCAAGGGUCCAACUGUCUCUGAGAGGGGCCGCCAAAAAUACCUGUCCGAAAAGUCAACAGAGUGGGACUAUCCGCUGUUGGAGCCGAUAAAGCCUCUAAGGAUACGUCGCUAUUCAAAUCGCGGCUCUGCUUUCAUUUGCAUGGACAAACAGCUGGAGCACAAGAAAACUCUCGAGGAACUGCCAAAGGUGGAUGAGCGGGAAGCUGGAGAUAGCCAAGCCAUAGAUGGAGAUCAUUGUGACUGCAGCAUUUGCAAUCGGCUCGGAAAGCAUAAACGCGAGCCAGACUCUCCACUGAUCAAGAGGUUAAAGGCCCAGUCGCGACGUCUCGAACUCCGUGCUUACUAUCGUCAAAUGAGGCGUCGAGAGCUGCAGAAAGGCCUCCAAACGACUCCUGUAGAGUGCUGCCCAGCGCAGAAAGCGAGCUGCUGCUGAGUGCGAACAAAAGAAGCAGCUUGCGAGCACCUUAAACGUAAUACAAAGCAUGGGUUUGGGUGACCAGAGGCAGCCCGGAACUCUGGCUGCCAGGUGGGAGCAUAAUUAGUGCCUGACCUGACAGCCAGAUGGUCAGACUGCCUCCGCCAUCCUUCGAGUGUGCUACAGGUUUAAACGGUUUUAUUUGCGUACAAAUAACAAAAGUGAUUUAAAUGCAAUGCUGGCUGGAAAGACUUCA